Messenger RNA from Uranotaenia lowii, 5111 nucleotides. RefSeq names its product SPRY domain-containing SOCS box protein 3 (gene SP555). Gene Ontology annotation, cellular component: SCF ubiquitin ligase complex. NCBI's taxonomy places the organism in Eukaryota, Metazoa, Arthropoda, Insecta, Diptera, Culicidae. The transcript has 3 exons. Gene Ontology annotation, biological process: proteasome-mediated ubiquitin-dependent protein catabolic process. Gene Ontology annotation, molecular function: protein binding. The coding region runs from base 1294 to 2325 and encodes 343 amino acids. The record is from RefSeq and is a predicted model, not a curated record.
AAGUGCACGACUGCGAGUCACCGUUGAAAGAAAAACCCAUAAUAUCGCCGUGGCCCGUGCGUGUGCAUUUCCCAUUCCUUCUGGAUCCUGGGAUGUGUCGUUCGUGUCGUGUCAGUCGAACCGAGGGUGGCAAAGCGAACGGAUAUCCCUACAGCAAGGACAAAAUUUUCCUGGUUGGUUGGCUGAAGCACAGACACUGCCUUUUUGAGGGGGAGAGCUCGCUAGUGUGACUUUCGUUCGUGCUUUCGGGACACUAUCGAUAGUGAUCGUUUCCGGUCGAUGUACGAAAUAGUACGUUGAAGUAGUGAAGAUUCGAUAAGUGGAUUGGCUUCCACAGUCAUAUAAAGUAAGGUCUGGAAAAAUAGUGUUUUUGAAAAGUUGUCUAGUCAGGAAGAUUUCGCGAUUUUCCAAGAUGUCGGUCGCAUCCUGAAAACACGCGUCGGCGCAGUGUGCCCCUUGUUCCGAUCCGAGACCAAUUACAUCGCGCUGGCAGCAUUCCAACUUUCAUCAAUCCCAGAGUAUUUUGUAAAUAUUUAUCUAAAGGAAUCGAGCGGAUGUAAUGCUACAUAAAGGAUUUCCUGCAGUGCUGAAGUGUUUUUAAGCUCAAGCAGCUCUCCAGUGUUCGGUGCUCGUUUUUCCACGCGUGAUUUAAAGGACACUCGUAUGAGUUUGCUACUUAUCUUGUUGUUUUUGAAAAAAAUUUGCGAAUUUUGUAACAAAUUGGUUCUACGUUGUUACAAUUCGUUCCUGGUGCACCCGAACAACAACCACCUGGAAAACGGUGGCAAGCACGGAGGGAACCGUUAUCGGUCCAGGACUGUCGGCAAUCACAAGUUGUACUACAGCGAUAGGGAUCUGGUGGUUCGGCCGAGGCGUACUCGAAGGGCUCGCAACGAACAACAACAACAUCACCAUCAGCGGGGUUCGAUGGCCGAUCGCGACAGCUACGGGAAAUACUACUGAACCACCCCCUCACAUGAGCACGAUAGCAGAAACGUGACUUAUUUAGAUAGACACCGUAGAACCACGUAGAACGUAGCGAUAAUUGAACAACUCGGAGGCUAACAACAAAAUCCUGACCCAAAACCAAACUUAUCAAUAUCAACUUUUGUCAAUCAAACCGCUCUUAGCCCUUUGAUAGUCAAACAAAUCUGAAAACAUCCAAAGGUGCCUCCCCAUCUACAUUGAUGACAAUGAAAUGAGCUAGUCAAAGCAAACAGCAACCCACCAGGAUCAGCAGCAUAGACAGACAGUCACGUUCAACAAUCGCACAAAGCACAAGGUUAAUUCCAGAUGACCAUCCAGGAAAGUCGUAACUCCCUUCAAGUAUCGCCUUGUUCCACUUCGAAUGGGCUCCUGAGCAUCACGACGGGCCCCAACAAUGUCGCCCCGACCGGAAGUAAUGCGAUAGUGCACCACAUAGUGGCGCCACACGGAAGCAACGGAGCAGGAGCAGGUGGCGCCCAUGUAAGUAGUGGUGGCGCCACAAUGUCCAGCAACAGUUCCGGUUCUAGCACCUCCUCCGAUGGCAGCAGCAAUAGUGAACAGCUGGUCAUGGUACCGGAAGUGGACGAGGACGCGCACGAAUAUCGGUGCGAGAAGCCGCUGCAGAACGGGUGCGAGGACAAGUGGGACUGGAGCAAGCGGGACCGUUCCAAGGAGGUGUGGCUCAGUGGUGCCAACAAUCGGACGGUGCAUUUUCACCCGAACUGGAGCAAGGGCACGGCCGGGAUUCGGGGCACCAGGGUGCUAAACAAUGGCCGGUAUUACUGGGAAAUAAGUGUGUCACAGCGAGUGUUCGGGACGAGCAUGAUGUUCGGUAUCGGUACCAAGAAGGCGCGGCUGCACGUGAACGCCUUCACCAACCUGCUCGGGGAGGACAAGAAUGGCUGGGGCCUGUCGCACAAGGGGCUGCUGUGGCACGGUGGCAUCGCCCGCAACUACACCAAACGCUUCCGGGAGAACCAGGCGACCAAGAUCGGUAUCCUGUUCGAUGGUAUCGCCGGCACCCUAACCUACUACAAGGACGACGUAUGUCUGGGAAUUGCCUUCCGGGGGUUGAAUGAGAUACGCGAGCCCCUAUACCCGAUAGUCUGUUCGACGGCAGCCAAAACGGAAAUGGUCCUAACGGAAUCGCGCCGGGAUUUCGUUAAUUUGCAGGAUCGUUGCCGGGCGGUGAUAAUCAAACACAUCAAAAGUCGGGAGAAGUUGGAUCGAUUGGAUCUGCCUUACUGCAUUACCAACUAUCUGGCGGAAGCACUGUACGAUAGCAGUAUUCCGGUGACGCCGCUGGAACAGCAACUGAUGGAUUACUAUCUGUUCUAGCCCGAGGCCGUUGGAUGUCCGGCAAAACCACGUGCUUGCUAAUGGUAUCUGCCCCUAAAUCGACGUUGAUUAAUUUAUUUUUAUAGUAGUUUAAUUCGUUUAACCUGGAUGUUUCCUAUUAAAUUAUUUUGUUGAAUCUCCCCGCUCGUCCGUACUUUGAAGCUAGUCCUAACAGUAACUAGUCCAAUUGAAACAAUAAUUAUUUGUUAUUACUUAGUGCUUAUACGAUUAUAACUAGAUUUAAAUUAUUUUGUUUUAUAUACGCAGAAGACGAAUAAUUCGAAUGCUGAAAUCAUCGUGUAAAUAACUAUGAACUAAACAGUGCUAAACAUAAUACUUUUGAUAUCCAGAUGAAAUUCGACGCCAACAAGAGAUAUUUAUGGAACGAAGCUCCGAACUAAAUUUUUAUUUUUUUUAAUUAAGUUGAAAUGUUAUUUAACCAUCGUGACACUUGAGGAACGAUAUGAGCGAAUAUCUAGUCAUUUUGCAUAGACAUACGUAUUAGCAUACUCAAAAAGUCAUUCUAUAAGAUAUUUCUGAUACAAAUUUACAUCAGAUUUACAAUAAAUUCCAAAGUAAUGUAAAUAGACAGGCAAAGCAACAAAAGACAUGGAUAAGCAUCAAGCUUAGAAUCCAAAAUAAUUGAAUUCAUACCCUAUUCUUGAUUGUAGAUAUAAACAAUAAUUCAAGAAUUAUUAAUUUGUUGAAUCCGAUUAAACAGUGCUUUAUUGUAAGCAUUCACGAUGAUAUUAUGAAAGUGGAUAUCUAGGAUUUGAAAUAAUACACGUUAGUAAAGCUAAUCCUCAGAAAGGAAUUAAACUCCACCAAAGGGCAUAACAUAGGAUAAUGGGCUUGAAAUGGUAAACAUUUUAGGUUGGAAGCUAGCAAGCAGUUGAAAUAACACAUCCUUUCUGGAUUAUUUUUUUCGUUCAAAAACGAACAGAAACAGAUCAAAGAUUUGAUAAAGUAUUCUAAAAGUCAUACGAAAUGCUUCUUAGACAUUAUAUCGUUGGGUUGUUUGAUUGAGCUGUAGUAUGUAGAAAAAUUCGAUUUGGCAGUUAUUUUAAGUAUCAAAAUUUUGGAAUCGGGAGCCAUAGCUAGUGUUAUCAAUAUUGGGCAAAUGAUUUUUUUUAAUGAUUUUUGAUAGAUCAAUGAAACAGGAAAUCAUUAAAAACAACUAGACAGUAGACCUUUUUCGGAAAGUCACGUGACGUCAAAUUUCAACACUAAUUUCCGAAUUUUGUAAGCGCUCUAGUCCUGAAAUGUCAGUUCUCUAACCUUCGAUUUAUUCUCGGACCUCAUUCGAACUCCAGAUUCUUGGCUCAAGACUACGAGGUGUAAUUUAACAGCAGAAGAAGAAGAUCCAGCAUUUCUCUCUUGAAUAAAAUAUAUUGUUAUAGAUAUUACCAGUAAAACUUUCGAACCAACUGAACAUGUUAAUGAAUUUAACACACGAGCAAGUUUGUUGGUAUAACAAAUUAGUCCAAUAUUGAUAACCAAGUAUGGCUACUCGAUGUCCAGCAGAGCACAAAAGUAAACUACAAUUGGCAAAAUUCGAUUAAAUUCAAAAUUUGCUUAGGCUUAGGAACGUUCCGGAAGGGUGACACAUUAGCGUAAACCUGAAAGAAAUGUAUAGAAGGAUAUGAACGAAUAUAUGUAACGGGUAGGUAUUUGUAAGAAUUGAGAUAAGGCUUAGAAUAGAUUCUCUCGAGAAGCUUGGAAUCUUUCUCUCGUUUCAUGAGUUUCUAGAUAAUUGUAACUAGUAUUCAUAAGUUAAAAAUAUUUCAAAUUUUAUUUUGGAAAAAUACUUCAACAAAGCUUUAUGUUCCUUACAGCCUUAGUAUGGAGAAUUUUAAUUCGUAAUUUCUGUGAUCGAGAAGAUUUUUUUUUAAUUUUCCAUCACAUAAAUAAACAUAUUGAAACAAUUAUAACGCACAUUUUGAGCAGAUUAUAAGUUUUCAUAAAACGAACUAACCGUGAAAGUUGCUUGGUCAUCAUCGAGCAAGUGCCAUAAAUAAAGUAAAACCCGUAUAAAAUCAUACGUUUCAAUUGUGGAAUACUAAACCUAUGAACUUUCCAUUGGUGUCUAUCAUAAACCUUCCCUUUAAAAUAUCGAAAAUAUAAACAUAAAAUCACUGAAUUUAACAUUCAAUGUAGAAUGUACGAUGUAUAGAUGGAAAAACAAAAAAAUAAAGAUUGACCUGCGGUAAAGCUACUUAAACUGAUUAGUGAAGUAAGAGAGAACUCGCGACAUAACCAUUUGCGAUAUGUAUUAAUAACUUUGUUUAGGGCUUAAAAAUAAAAUAUGUUUUUUAACUAGUCACAUCAACGAUAUGAUCUCGGGGGUCUGCAUUUAUAACGUUUUGGUGGUUAGCAAAUUUUCAUUUCGCUCUUCUGAGAUGGGGGGUAUUCUAUUCAAAUGAAAGGGCAACGGAAUGGUGGCAGAAUUUCGAUGUGCUCAUUCGGCAAAAAUUGCUAAAUCUAAAUGGGCCGCUAGGUGUGCAAUAGUUAGCAGAUUCGUUCUGGCUACUCGGUCUUGAAUGAACUAAGGGUGUAUGUGAGAUACUUUAUAAGUAAAUUAAUCAAAUAUAUUGUCUAUUUUGAGUACACAUUUAAUGAUUCUGCAUUUUGAUAUCGUAAACGCAUUGAUGGAAAAUAAAUGAAAAAAUAAGAAAACAAUUGGUGAAAGCUAAUGUAGUAAAUGAAUCGAAAAGACAACUAUAAGUAUGCAAUGAAUUUAAAAUGUUUCAUUCUGUAAAUUAUACUGAACAAAAUUUAGUAAGAAA